Molecule: messenger RNA, 1434 nt
Organism: Cottoperca gobio
Lineage: Eukaryota; Metazoa; Chordata; Actinopteri; Perciformes; Bovichtidae
Gene: dhrs12
Product: dehydrogenase/reductase (SDR family) member 12
Exons: 10
Coding region: 134-1090 (318 amino acids)
Source: RefSeq, a predicted model, not a curated record
CGUGACUCCCUGCCCAUCUUACUACAUAACCACCACUUUAUGAAGCAAAAACAUUGGACUCUGUUCACUGACUCCACCGCUUUCAAUACAACACUUUUUACACACCAAUUGAGACAUUUGUUUAUUUAAAAUAAUGUCGAUCUACAGGAAUGCCGUCUGGUUUGUGAAAGGACUCCAGGAGUAUACAAAGAGUGGCUAUGAAGCUGCAGCGAAGCAUUUUGCUCCAGCAGACCUAGACGUAAACCUGAGUGGGAGGUGCUUCAUGAUCACAGGUGCCAACAGUGGGAUCGGAAAAGCCACAGCGCAGGAAAUAGCCAGCAGAGGAGGAACCAUUCACAUGGUGUGUCGAAACAAGGGCCGAGCAGAAGCGGCCAAAGAUGAAAUUGUGGCGCGGAGUAAAAAUCAGAACGUUCACGUCCACAUCGUCGACAUGUCCAGCGCCCGACACGUUUGGGAGUUUGUGCAGAACUUCUCCCAAAGCAACAGCGUGCACGUGCUGAUUAACAACGCCGGCUGUAUGGUCAACCAGAGAGAGUUAACGGAGGAGGGUUUGGAGAAGAACUUCGCUACAAAUACACUUGGUACGUACAUCCUCACCACAGCAUUGAUACCGGCACUGAAGAAAGUUGAAGACCCCAGAGUGGUCACCGUGUCGUCGGGCGGCAUGCUCACACAGAAGAUGAACGUGGACGACCUGCAGUUUGAGAAGGGGGCGUUUGAUGGCACCAUGGCCUACGCCCAGAACAAAAGACAGCAGGUGAUUCUGACGGAGCGAUGGGCUUCUCAGCACAAAGAGAUCCACUUCUCCUCCAUGCACCCCGGCUGGGCAGACACCCCAGCCGUGCAGACGUCCAUGCCUUCCUUUCACGCCAAGAUGCAGAACAAACUGAGGACGGAGGCCAUGGGGGCCGAUACCGCGGUGUGGCUCGCCGCGUCUGCAGCUGCCAUAAAGCAGCCGAGCGGACUCUUCUUCCAGGAUCGCAAAGCGGUGGCGACGCACCUGCCGCUGGCCUCCUCCAGGUGCACGCCGCAGGACGAGGAGAAGCUCCAGGCUGCGCUGGAGGAGUUCGCCCUCAAGUUCAAACCUUGAUAUCUCCGCAGAUGCACUCUUUCUAAAAACCAAGCGCUCCUCAAUAAUUACUAAUGUUUACAUAAUUAUGUUGCUUUUUUACAUUUCUGGCUGAUACUUUAAAAAACCAAAAACCUCAGGUGUCAAAGUAAAAGAUUGUACAGUUGUUUUAUCUUGAGGCUUUUAUCCACUGAAACUUGCUCGAAGGAAAAUGUAAAUCUGCUUCUUUAAAUGCUUAAUAUAAUUCAUCAAGGAUGCUUUAAUAGAAAUGAAGCACAAAAUGCAAAUGUGUAUAUUCCUUUCUGUAAAAUGUUGUUUUUGUUUGGUAACAGGGUGGAGGUGCUAAUUAAAUGUAUUUUAGAUUC